AUGGAUGCUGUUACCUAUGCAGUCUAUCUCUUGAAUCGUCUACCUUCUCGAAUUUUGGAUUUCCAAACUCCUAUGCAGGUUGAACCUACUACACCGGCUGAACCUGCUACACUAGCUGAACCUGCUACACCAACUGAACCUGCUAUUUUAACUGAUAUAGUUGCUGUCACUGAAUCAAUUGCCCCCCAUGAAGCUUCUCUAAUAGUACUCGAUCAAGCUUCUCUAUUUUACCGCCUAGACGGAACCGUGGGGUUCCACCUAAUCGUUACUCACCAGAAGGCAAAGCAAGAUAUGCUAUUGCCCAUUAUGUGUCUGAUAACAGGUUAUCUCUUGAGUGCAAAGCGUUUGUGA
Prunus armeniaca (apricot) is the source of this 351-nucleotide messenger RNA. NCBI's taxonomy places the organism in Eukaryota, Viridiplantae, Streptophyta, Magnoliopsida, Rosales, Rosaceae. The record is from the annotation of a GenBank genome assembly.